CAGAGAUCAUCAUGGAACCGCACGUUAUGCCGAAGAAUGAUAAGACACGGAGAAGAUUGCAGCUAAUUCGCACACAACAAGGCCAGCAUGUCUAUUUUCAGUGUCCUGUGAUUGUCAACAAAGGGGAUGUUAUAUAUCUACCGUGGCAUACCCACUUUGGAGUGUCCGUCACCGCACUCUACACUGCAACUGCGGACAAUCCAAUCUUCACAAUUCGCUUCAUUCAUCGUGACAAUAGACGCAUCUUCCUCGAAGUGCAACUGAAGUGGGACGAAUCCACCGAGUGGGUUGCAACCUAUCCCAGCUACGGCACUAAUCCUGCAGCUGGUCCUAACAUCCCAGUGAAAAGAGGAGAACACAUCCUCGUGGAGUUUAAUGUCAUAAAGUUCCGAAACGGAACGUUCAAGUUCUCGGUCUAUCUCAACGACACAGAGCUAGGAGGUUACGAUCUUUACGACAAGCUGACAGACUACACAUACGUGGAAGUAUCCAAUCUAAGCCUGAAUGAGUUCCAUUACGUUGCGUUGCCGACUUGUCCAGUGGACUAUGUGUACACAGACCGGAGAAUACAUAGAAAACAGCCAUGGAGCCCAGGAGGGAUCUACGCUGGAUCAGUGGCGAGAAUUAAUGGAAUUGCAGAAGCUCAGGAGUUGUCGCUCAUCUACAAGCAGGACCAGAAGUGCCAUACGCUAUCCAUUGGAAGAGCUACAAUCGGCGCUUCACUAGACAUUGUAGCGAGAUUUUUUAGCACGACCGCGAUGAUCUUCGUGAGCGUUCAGUCAUCGCCUCAUACCUACGACCACCAAGCUCCCAUCAACAAGGGAGUGAUGGAGAUUGUGGGCCUGAAAGUGAUGGACUUCAGUCUGGAUACAGGCGUGAUGUCCUGCCCAGUACCGUUGAUAAAGGUCAACGAAUGAACUGCUCCAGGCUAAGCAAAGUGAGUCUUGGAUCGUGGACAAGGAGCAAGAACCGUCCUGGGGAACAAGGGUUUGUGUUAGUCGUUUUUCGUAACCUAAAUAAAGAUACUUUGUUUUC
Messenger RNA from Ornithodoros turicata, 1035 nucleotides. RefSeq lists its product as uncharacterized. NCBI's taxonomy places the organism in Eukaryota, Metazoa, Arthropoda, Arachnida, Ixodida, Argasidae. The coding region runs from base 12 to 917 and encodes 301 amino acids. The transcript has 7 exons. The record is from RefSeq and is a predicted model, not a curated record.